AUGGAAAAGGUGGAUGUUGAGAAAACGCCCGCAAAUAUUAGGCACAAUCAAUUGAUUUUGCUCCGAUUACUUAGCGGUUUGCUUCUCAAGUGGCGAGAAAUUGUGAAGGCGGCCAAGCAACACCCUGAGAUUGCGCAUUGUUUAUUUGACACCCCCACAAGGGAUGGUGAUCCCUCGAAGAUGACACAGUGGACAUGCAAGACGGUGUCGAAGGAAGAACAUCUACCAACUAGCGUUCAACACCGUACAGGAAAGGGGAAAAAAAAACAUGCCGUUACUGCAGAGCCAUGCACUCAAGGCGGUGAACACAAGGGUGAAGAGGGUGGCAUACCAUCAACACACCUUCAUUCCCAUGCAUCAGCAGCAUCUUCCUCACCUGAAGGGUUCAUACAUGACUUGUUGCCAGAUAUUGACUGGAUACAUGCGCUGCAAGGACAGUAUGCAUUGAUCCCGCAGGAAAAUGAUUCCCCUAUGGCUAAAAAGAGGCACAAGAUGCACUGUCCCGAAGAAAUACUGGAUGAUCAUAUGUUAGAAAACGUUAUGAAGUCCGUUCGUACGGCUUUUAAUGGAAUGCGUGCCCUGCAAUUGACGAUGGAGCGGCGCAAGAAAGGUGUUGUGUCCACGAGUGUAGAUGACACCGCGAUUGCGUUCCAACGACAUGGAAAAGGGAUGACAAUUGCCAGUGGUCUAGUGAGUCAUACUUUGGUGGCUCAGUUUGUCCAGCUUUGUGUGACACACCACCGUGAACUUCGGGAAACAUUGUUGAAACUGCAUGGAUCCCUUCUUAGACGUAUGAUGCACAUUUUGAAGGAAGUAAUAUACGAGUUGCAAGGGAUGAAACGUGGUCUGCGGGACUCGGUCGAGCUCUGCUCCAUGCAGAAAAAACAUAUCCGCCGCCUCUCAACCGAAUUGCACGGCGAAGAGCAAAUGCGACCACCAUCCCAUGGCGCACGGCGUGCGUCUUCUUGUCAUCCCCCUAACCCAUUUGCUGCGAAAAGUAGUGACUGCACAGCUUUACAAAUGGGAGCUUCUCGUACCACACAGCCCUCGCUUGGGGCUUCUUAUUCCUUGCCUGAAACGCGAAGUUUACUUGAAUACCGGUUGUUUAUUCAUGAUGGGAAAAAGACAUACGGGCGUCACGGAAAAAAUGGAGGAGGAGGAGGAGGAGGAGGCGUUACGCAGCGAGAAUGCCUGGAAAAUUUAGUGGAAUAUGAUUGGAACAUCUCCCUGGGUACACAAGACACGUUGCGAACUGGCAGUGGUGACUGUAACUAUGAAACGGUGGUGGGGCGCACUUCCAAGGCCUCUGGUUCACGACGGUCAUCGCCGCUACCGUUUGGCUUGUCCCUCCCUUUGGAAUCCGUCCAGCAUUCCAUAAACUUGGGGACCAAAACAGAAGAGAUUCAGUUUGGCCUUGACUCAGAAGAUGCGGAGAGGCACAUUGCAUUUGCCCACUCUUCUUCUUCGCCGCCAAUAUUCCAGGAACGCCUCCCAAAUUCGCCGCGGGAACCACGUGCGUACAACAUACCGCGUUUUGGCUUUGCUGUAGAGGCCAGGGAGGGAUCGCCCGGAUCUUCACUACAUCUUGAGGUAGUUGACGUGGGGCAUGCUUCACCUGCCUAUUGGGCGCGUCUCGCUGUGGGCGAUAUCUUGAUUGGAAUAAACGGCGACGAAAUCCCCUCCACAAUCGACAUGUGGGAAGGCUUUUUGGCACGUCUGUCGCUUGAAACGGGGAGUGGUUUGUCGCUGAAGGUGAUAUUUGGUGGUGGACGUGGCAUCACCGCUCAUUUGAUCCUGCAGGACGUUUGUUCCACACGAAAUCCAGUCGAUAGCUGCUCUUUCCGCAAGAAUGACUGCGACGCUUGCAGCGAGCGUUUCGAAAGGGUGAAUUCACACAAUAUCAGCACCCACCAGCUUCCCGAGGUGUCUGCACUGGAGUCGACGGCAUCAUUAUCGCCCACGCAUCAAUGUGGACGUGUUGUGCGUGUCUCCGGCAAAGUCAUUCGAUGGAGUAAGUAA
Molecule: messenger RNA, 2019 nt
Organism: Trypanosoma cruzi
Lineage: Eukaryota; Euglenozoa; Kinetoplastea; Trypanosomatida; Trypanosomatidae
Exons: 1
Coding region: 1-2019 (672 amino acids)
Molecular function (GO): protein binding
Source: RefSeq, a predicted model, not a curated record